Protopolystoma xenopodis is the source of this 255-nucleotide messenger RNA. The record is from the annotation of a GenBank genome assembly. NCBI's taxonomy places the organism in Eukaryota, Metazoa, Platyhelminthes, Monogenea, Polystomatidea, Polystomatidae.
AUGGCCAUUCGCGUCUACCACUCGGCACGACACGAUAGGCCUUGUUCCCACUUGUUCCACUGGGAAUUUGGCGUUCGCAUCGUCCUCCCGGCCAUGCAUAACACAAUCCGGCCGUCCUUCUGGUGGCCAAGGGAGACGGCGAAAUGGAGGCCUCAAGCCGGCCUACCGAAAGAGACAAGGGAGGCCGGUCUUAUGGCCUCGAGCAUUGGGUGUCUUCGGUCUGUCGCUAGGAUCGUCAGUCUCGAAGGCGAGUGA